AUGAGUAACAUUCAAAAGAGCUCCUCCUCAUCUUUCCCACCAGAAAAAGAUGGGAAACGACGAGAGCAGCAAACGCAGAAGCAGAAAGUGAACCCUACUUCUGCCGCCCCUAUCAAAAUCUCCAGCGUAGAACGGAAGAAGGCGAAGAAAUCCGACGCUACUGCUGCCGCCCCCAUCAAAAUCUCCAGGGUAGAAAGAAAGAGGGCGAAGAAAUCCGAUGGUUCUAAUGUCUCCCCCCUCAAGAUCUCCAGAGUCCAAGGAAAGAAGGAGAAGAAGAAAGCUGAUGCUCCUGCUCGCGCCCCCAUCAAGAUCUCCAGCGUCCAAGGAAAGAAGGAGAAGAAGAAAACUGAUGCUCCUGCUCGCGCCCCCAUCAAGAUCUCCAGCGUCCAAGGAAAGAAGGAGAAGAAGAAAACUGAUGCUCCUACUGGCGCCCCUGUCAAGAUCUCCAACGUAGAACGAAAGGAGAAGAAAGCUGAUGCUCCUGCUGGCGCCCCUAUCAAGAUCUCCAACGUAGUACGAAAGGAGAAGAAAGCUGAUGCUCCUGGUGGCGCCCCUAUCAAGGUCUCCAAAGUAGAACGAAAGAAGGAGACGAAAGCUGAUGCUCAUGCUGAGGCCCGUAUCAAGGCCUCCAACGUAGAAGGAAGGAAGAAGAAGAAAGCUGAUGCUCCUGCUGGCGCCCCUGUCAAGAUCUCCAACGUUGAAGGAAAGAAGGCGGUGAAAGCUGAUGCUGCUGCUGUUGAAGGAAAGAAGGCGAAAAAAGCUGAUGCUCCUGCUGGCAUCCCUAUCAAGGUCUCCAACGUUGAAGAAAAGGAGAAGAAAGCUGAUGUGAGUGUGAAGAAAGCUAAAAGGGAAGAAGGUGCCGGCUCGGGAUCCAGCAAGAAAAGAAUGAGGGGACGAGAGAAGGAUGAUGAUGCCGUACUGAGCAGUCUUCUUCAGAAGCCAAGAAAGGGUGUGAAGAUAUCAGAUAAGGCAGCUGACAGCCCGAAAUGCAGAAACAAGUCUGAAUCCGUGGUUGAACACAAGAUCAAGCAUGCGGGUAAGAAUCGCGAGGUGGUGACUCCACCUCCCGGCUUUACACCACCAAGCUCUCCGACGACUUCUCUUCCACCUCCCGGUUUUACACCACCAAGCUCUCCGACGACUUCUCUUCCACCCCCCGGUUUUACACCGCCAACAUCUCCAACAACGUCUCUUCCACCUCCUGGUUUUACACCACCAAGAUCUCAAACGUGUUCGAUCGGGUCUGAGGAGAAACGGAGAUUUCAAGAGGCGAUUCCGGCUUUAUUACAACUGGCGAAAAAUACGGUGAUGAGGGGGAAUGAUGGUAAGCCAGUGAGUGGUACGAGCAUAAGGGAGGUGAUUGACCUCACUGAUACUGAGGAGCCAGAGGCGAACGCAAGUCCAAAGCAAUCAGCACCGAAGAAGAGGAAGGGGUUUGAGUUUGACCUAAACCUACCUCCUCCACCAGAGGGUAAAGAUGGUGACCCGUAA
This is a messenger RNA of Carica papaya (papaya), 1491 nucleotides long. Lineage: Eukaryota; Viridiplantae; Streptophyta; Magnoliopsida; Brassicales; Caricaceae. The record is from RefSeq and is a predicted model, not a curated record.